Sinocyclocheilus rhinocerous is the source of this 1040-nucleotide messenger RNA. RefSeq names its product hypoxanthine phosphoribosyltransferase 1, like (gene hprt1l). Gene Ontology annotation, molecular function: magnesium ion binding; hypoxanthine phosphoribosyltransferase activity. Gene Ontology annotation, cellular component: cytosol. NCBI's taxonomy places the organism in Eukaryota, Metazoa, Chordata, Actinopteri, Cypriniformes, Cyprinidae. The transcript has 9 exons. The record is from RefSeq and is a predicted model, not a curated record. Gene Ontology annotation, biological process: purine ribonucleoside salvage; GMP salvage; IMP salvage. Bases 82 to 927 code for a protein of 281 amino acids.
CCUGUCAGACCCAUUCGGCGCUGGGACAGAACGCGCUGACUCGGUUUCUCUGCUGGUAAAGCACAGGGUGCCACCAUAGACAUGUCUAUGGGUGCCACGGCUCAAUCAGAUUAUUGGGUAAAAUGGAUUGUGACGUCAGGGUUUAGGAAGCGUCGCGUUGACUUCAUGCAAAGCAGACGAGCGCUUCACCCGGACGCGAGCAGACCGAGCCGUUCUCCUCCAGCUGACCGACGCCGGCAUGAGUCCACCGACACCAACCUGAAGGACAAACACAGCAGAAUGGCCGCGUAUCUGGAGAUAGCUGACGACAGCAAAGGGCACGAACUGAGUCUCUUCUGUGUGCCGAAACACUACGAGGAGGAUUUGGACAGUGUCAUUAUACCCAAUGGCCUCAUUAAGGACAGGACUGAAAGGUUGGCCAGAGAUAUCGUUCGGGACAUGGGCGGGCAUCACAUCGUGGCCCUUUGCGUUCUGAAAGGAGGGUACAAGUUCUUUGCGGACCUGAUGGAUUACAUCAAGACGCUGAAUCGAAACAUUGAUAAGUCUGUGCCACUGACUGUGGAUUUCAUCAGGCUAAAGAGCUACUCGAAUGACCAGUCUACAAACUGUGUAAAGGUUAUUGGUGGAGAUGAAUUAUCUGCCCUUACUGGCAAAAAUGUGCUCAUAGUUGAGGACAUUGUAGAAACAGGCAGAACUAUGGAAACACUGCUCAAACUAUUAAAUGAAUGUCAUCCUAAAAUGGUGAAGGUUGUCAGUUUACUUGUGAAAAGGACACCCAGGAGCUCAGGAUAUCGUCCAGACUAUAUUGGAUUUGAAGUCCCUGAUAAGUUCCUAGUGGGUUAUGCUUUAGACUACAAUGAAUAUUUCAGGGAUUUGAGUCAUAUCUGUAUAUUAAGUGACAGCGCGAAAGAGAAAUAUAAAGUAUGAUAUGACACCCAAGUGCUGGAUGCAUGAAGACAAAGAUCACUGUGAACUUUUUUUUGUUUGUUUUGUUAUUGUGAAAUUAUUUUUCUACAUGCCAUCUGAAAUGAUUAAUGAAC